CGACGCACAAGUCAGCGCUUCCGUUGAGCCUUGUUUCUACAAACAGCAGCCACCUUUCACUGCUGAACAAGAGGAGUAGCUUGUUCUAGAUGGCUCUACCACAACUACGAGUUUCGUAUCCAUUGGUUUUGACGUUGAUCUUCGCCUGCUGUAGUACAGUUGCCGCUCUGAAUCAGGGUACAUGUGAUGCACUUGACAGCAUAGACGAUGACAGUACAACCCUCACCUGCACCACUAACUCUGUCUGCGACAAAACUACCUGUAUUUCAGGCACUCUCUCAGGAUUCAAACUUUGCCUAGAGCUUCUGCCCUGUAUGGACAUUCCAGGUUAUAAUACAUGCACAUUAGCACGUUGUGCAUUAGAAACUUGGACAUGGUAAUAGACGUGCA
Geodia barretti is the source of this 390-nucleotide messenger RNA. The record is from the annotation of a GenBank genome assembly. Lineage: Eukaryota; Metazoa; Porifera; Demospongiae; Tetractinellida; Geodiidae.